Messenger RNA from Closterium sp. Naga37s-1, 726 nucleotides. Lineage: Eukaryota; Viridiplantae; Streptophyta; Zygnematophyceae; Desmidiales; Closteriaceae. The record is from the annotation of a GenBank genome assembly.
AUGAAUGUAGCGCUCUAUACGUUUUUAUCAGAGGUACUGAGCUGCCUGCCCCUCCCCCUCUCUGUCCUCUCUUCCCAUCUUUCCCCUUCGUUGCCCUCUAUACCCAACUCUUCUUUUCUUCAUUCCCUCUCCUUUCUCUCUGCCCCGCUCCUCCCCUCUCUGUCCCUCUCUCCCGUUCUCUUUCCCUCUCUCCCUCUUCCUCUCCUUCACUCCCUUUCCCUGCCCCUCCCUUUCCAUCUCUUCCUCCCUCCCCUGCCCCUCACGCACAUGGCAUGGCAGGGCGGCGCCUGUUGGAACCGUGUGGUGGUGCGCUACUGCGACGGCGCUUCCUUUUCUGGCAACAAGAGCUACCGCAUCGAAGUACCGGGCACCAACUCGUUCAUCUUCUUCCGAGGCAGACACAUCAUGCCGGCCAUCGUGAGCCAUCUCCUGCAGCACCACAACCUGCGGGCGGCAUCGCACUGCAUGGGCGACGGGGGCGUGUUUCUGGACACUAAGGACGUGGGGGGGCAGCACGAGAUGAGGCGGCUCUUCUCAGCCGUGGUCAGACUGCAGGUAGGCUGCACGGGGCACUGUAAAGUACAGCUGGGCUGGUUGGGGCUACAGAUGCGCGAUGGGGGCGUGUUUCUCGACACCAAGGACGUGGGGGGGCAGCACGAGAUGAGGAGGCUCUUUUCGACCGUCGUCAGGCUGCAGAAAGUGUCAGUGCACGAGGGGCUGUUUUGA